AUGGAAGUGGGAACAACGCUUUCUGCCGUGCAAACACUGUUAGCAAACCUGCAAUUACCACAGCUUAAUGAGAUCAUCAAUGAGUUUCAACUUGGUGAUCUCCAACACAUAUUAUCUUCCAUCAUUGCUGUUCUCCGUGAUGCUGAGACUAAGUACGAGCACUCCCACGGAGCACAAGUUUGGCUCAAGGAGCUCAAAACUAUUGUCUCUGAAGCAAGUGAUCUGUUCGAUAAGUUUGACGCUCUCGCUGAGCAGAAGCAGCUCCUAAAAGCUAAUAAAAAACGGUUUCGAUUUUUACAGGCUUACACCCCUCGUAUUGGUUACAAGGAAAUGUAUCAAGAGGCUAAGGAAAUUAAGAAAAAGUUUGAAGAUAGUUGUAAACAUUGUCAAUUAUUAUUUCAGCCUAACCAUCAGCCUGUCAAGCAGAGAAAGGUUAAAACCUGCUCUUAUGUGGAGGCAGUCAAUAUCGUUGGAAGAGAGGAUGACUUGGAGAAGGUCGUAGGAAUAUUGCUUGAUUCUGAUGUACAACAUGAUGUUUCUUUUCUGAGUAUUGUGGGAAUGGGAGGGAUGGGUAAAACUGCUCUUGCUCAACUUGUAUACAACCAUCCAAGAAUAAUGAGUGCAUUUUCAUUGAGGUUGUGGACUUGUAUCUCUGAUCAAGAUCAGAAAGAACUAGAUGUAAAAGAAAUACUUGGUAAGAUUAUGGGUCGAAAUAAUGAGAAUUACACUACGGAGUGGGUUCAACACCAACUUCGCCAGCAACUAUCAGGCAAUAAAUACUUGCUUGUCUUGGAUGAUGAAUGGACGGAAAAGCAUCAUCAGUGGCAUGCUUUAGUGGCAUUCUUGAAAGGAGGUCAAAGGGGAAGUUGGGUUGUGGUGACUACGCGUUCACAAGAGACGGCCAGAGUUAUAGGAGAUGGUCCAACGUACAAGCUCCAAAGAUUAUCAGAAGAGAGCUCUUGGCAUUUGUUUGAAAGGAUGGCUUUUGGAUCAGAUCAGUCAACCUCCCCUCCAGAUGAAUUGGUUAAGAUUGGGAGAGAAAUUGUUCAUAUAUGUGAUCAAGUCCCUCUUGCUAUUAGAGAAGUGGGUAGUCUUCUACAUGGUCUUAAACCGGAGUGA
Molecule: messenger RNA, 1119 nt
Organism: Amaranthus tricolor (Joseph's coat)
Lineage: Eukaryota; Viridiplantae; Streptophyta; Magnoliopsida; Caryophyllales; Amaranthaceae
Product: putative disease resistance protein RGA1
Exons: 1
Coding region: 1-1119 (372 amino acids)
Biological process (GO): defense response to other organism
Molecular function (GO): ADP binding
Source: RefSeq, a predicted model, not a curated record